AUGGGUUCCCCCAGAAAUAAAGAGACACUCUUAUGUGAGGAAUUCAAAAUUGAUAUCCAGGCUAAGAAACUCCCCUGGUAUUAUGCCCCCACAUACCUACUCUUCUGGGUUGGACUCUUCUUUGCCGUGGUGAUUCCACUCUUUAAUUAUCUUCCCAAGGGAGUCAAACAGGAGGAGGAAUCUACUCUACCUGGAACCUUUGUGGCUCAGCGGGCAGAGAGCCUGCUGCUCCAGAUGGAUAUAAUGGGUCCCAAGAUAACUGGGGAUUAUGUAACCGAGGUGACCAUGGUUCAGUUUCUGCUCGACGAGAUAGGCAAGGUGCGCCGGGAGAUGAGGGAAGAUCUAUUCGAGAUGGAAGUGGAUGUGCAGCGUUGCAGUGGCUCCUAUCUCCUGUGGCAAAUGGUGAACAUGUAUCAAGGGGUUCAGAAUGUUGUUGUCAAGUUGAGUCCAAAAAGUUCCAACAGCAGCUCCUACUUGCUGAUCAACAGUCACUUUGACUCGAAGCCAACCAGCAGGGGAACUGGUGAUGCCGAGGUAAUGAUUGCUACCAUGUUGGAGGUGCUUCGUUUAAUGGCCACUUCUGAGGAGAACUUUCUUCACCCCAUUGUUUUCCUCUUUAAUGGUGGUGAAGAGCAGCCAGCUCAUGGCUCUCAUGGCUUUAUAACCCAGCACAGGUGGUCAGCCAACUGCAAGGCUCUCAUCAACCUAGACUCGGCUGGUGCUGGAGGUCGUGAAUUACUAUUUCAGGGAGGUCCCAACCAUCCUUGGCUGAUGCAGCAUUAUAAGAGAAGUGCCAGGCAUCCUUUUGCCACCACCAUAGCUGAGGAAAUUUUUCAGGCUAAUCUUAUACCUUCUGGAACAGAUUUUGUGAUCUUCAGCGACUAUGGGCCAGUGCCAGGUUUGGACAUGGCUGGUUGCUAUAAUGGCUUUGUUUACCAUACAAAGUUCGAUCGUUUCAGCCAGAUUUCCAGAGGUUCUAUACAAAAUACAGGCGACAAUGUUAUUUCCUUGGUCAGGAGUAUAGCCAAUGCCGAGGAAAUGUUUGAUACAGAGGCUCACUCCGAGGGCCACUCUGUUUUCUUUGAUUACCUGGGUCUCUUUUUCGUUUACUAUACCGAGUCCACGGGUAUAAUUCUCAACAUUUCCUUUUCUUUGGGGGCCAUGCUUCUCGUCUGCCUUUCUUUGUGGCGAAUGUCCAAAGUUUCAGGACGGAGAAUAGGCACCUACUCCCGGGCCUUUGGAAUGCAGUUUCUUCUGGCAUUAUUGGGAUUGUUGCUGGCCUUGGUGUUUCCCAUACUCAUGUCUGUAUUUUAUGGCCUAGGCAAUCGUACAAUGAGUUAUUUUAGCAACAGUUGGUUAAUCAUCGGCCUUUUCGUCUGUCCCUCAGUGAUUGGCCUAGUUCUGCCCAGUACUCUUUAUCUGAGUCUUCGACCAAGCGAGAAGAUCCCACACACUUAUCACCUGCAGAUUGUGGGACAUGCUCACUGUGUGCUCUUAGCGGUGCUCUGCAUCCUGGUCACAGCUAUUGGCAUUCGAACUGCUUAUCUCUUUAUGAUUUGCAUAUUUUUCUACAUGGCAGCUUUGAUCAUUAAUCUGGCUAGUAGACUUCAUGAUAAAGGUUACCUGUGGUGUGUAAUGCUUGGAGUUUGCCAGAUCCUGCCCUUCCUGUACUUCUCCUAUUUGUUUCACACUCUCCUGGUUAUAACCAUUCCUAUGACCAGUCGGAAUGGCAUGACCAUUAACCCCGAUAUGCUGAUAUCCCUUCAGUGUGCUUUGGGUUCCAUUCUGGCUUUCGUUUUUGUGGCUCCCCUACUAAAUCUUUUCCGCCGUCCCAAAAGCUUGAUUGGUGGCCUGGCUUUGGUGAUGUUUAUUUUCUGCAUGAUUUCUAUCUCAGAGGUGGGCUUUCCCUACCGCUCCAAGACCAAUGUGAUGCGUCUUCACUUUCUGGAAGUACAUCGCAGGUUUUAUGAGUACGAUGGCUCUAUUAGCCUGGAGGACAGCGGCUAUUACUUUGACUUUCAGGACAGUCAUUUGGGAAAUCCUCUACAGGGCUCAGUUAAUCUCACGGGACUCACUCGUGUAGAUGAUCAGUGUCAGAGGGAGAUGAAGUGUGGAAUGCCUUGUUUUAAUCAUCGUUGGUGUGCCACCGUAAAGAAUGCCCGCUGGUUGCCGCGGGAGGAACCCGUGGUUAUACCUGGAUCUUUGGUCUUAAAUCUACUUAACAAGACAGUGGUGGAGAGUGUUUCGAAACCAAGGGUUCUUUACGAGUUUCGGCUGUCAGGUCCACCAAGGAUGAGCCUGUUUAUUAAACCUUUAGAGGGAGUGAAAAUGUUGAACUGGUCCUUCCUCAAGGGAAUGCUGGACAAUCCGUCGAUCUACAAGCCUCCGUAUCACAUCUUUAUAGGCUACGGCAUUGACACUUCACCCAUUGAUUUCUAUUUAGAACUUACGAAAGACGGUGGCAACUUCCAUGAGCCAGUGUUUGAGUUGGGUGUUUCUGGUCACUACAUGAGUCACCUGAGUCAGCGAGAUGCCACCACUCAGAGAUUCCUCAAUGAUCUGCCAGACUUUGCUCAUCCCAUGGAGUGGCCUACAUCCUACGAUAGGUAUAUAUUCUAA
Molecule: messenger RNA, 2619 nt
Organism: Drosophila kikkawai
Lineage: Eukaryota; Metazoa; Arthropoda; Insecta; Diptera; Drosophilidae
Product: endoplasmic reticulum metallopeptidase 1-like
Biological process (GO): proteolysis
Molecular function (GO): metalloexopeptidase activity
Source: RefSeq, a predicted model, not a curated record